Acomys russatus (golden spiny mouse) is the source of this 1599-nucleotide messenger RNA. RefSeq lists its product as uncharacterized. The transcript has 12 exons. Bases 1 to 1599 code for a protein of 532 amino acids. Lineage: Eukaryota; Metazoa; Chordata; Mammalia; Rodentia; Muridae. The record is from RefSeq and is a predicted model, not a curated record.
AUGCUUGUGGCCUCAACACGGCACACAGUGACUCAAUCUGAACAGCAGUGGCUGCCAUUGGUAUCCAGGUUCCUGAUAUCAUCAAUAGAAGCGAAUCUCUUCAGAAUCUGGCAGAAGGCUCCUCGUUCUUGGAAUGAGUUCCAGGUUGUGUCCUCACAACUCUAUUCCUUACAUGAGGCAAUGGAGAUGCUAAAAGCUGCCGAGAAGAUGCGCUCUAGGAUUCAGAGAAUUGAACUUGAAAAUUCCAACGUAACUGUCACAACUGAAAAACAAGCAAGAGAAAUGGACGCUCCUGGUGAAGAACUGUUGAGUGCAGGAGUCGAUGUGGUGGAUGCAGCCCUGGAGCAAACACCAGGGGAGACAAGGGAGGAUGCUGCUGCAAUGCCGAGUCACUCGGGGCUGAUGAAGCGUGCAGCUGAGCUCUCUAAAAUGAGAAUGCAAGACGAUUCUUACAAAGUGGAAGUGGAAAAAUACAAGAAACUUUAUCUAAAAGAACUAAGAAGUAACAACGCCUUACUUUCCCUUCUUCAAAAUAGGCCUUGCCAGAGUCCAGAGCGGUCCAGUGCAAAUCUUGAGGAGGAGCUACAGUGGAGCACCUCGGCAGUGGUGGCUCUUGGAGGGCCCCACCCUCAAAUGGCACAUCUAACAAGAAGCAGCAUGGAGCCACAGGGAAAUGUGCCCCACACGCCCAAAGGCCCAGAGGCCGGCUAUGAAUUCCCAGAAACUCCUAGAAGCUGGUCUGAAGAUAGGAAAAGAGUGAAGAGAGAAUUGGUCGACUCCGUACGUUCUCUACUCUGUGCUUUGCACCGAGAAGCAAGGAGGACUAAAGAGUUAGAAACAGAGUUAACUGAAAUGAAGAAGAUCUUUAAUAUGCCUCCAAAGAAAGGGCAUGGGUGUGAAGGCAAAGGGCACCGUCUUCAUGAAGUUUCAAAAGCCAGUCAAGCUGAAAUGAGAGUUCCAGUUACCAUGUUAAGGCUUGAAGGAGAAGCAGCCACUGAAGAAAACUUAGUGUGCAUUCGAGAGAAUCCAAGUGCAUCCUUGACCCAGAUGAAACUUGAAAUGAAAAAGAUCGAAUCUGCCAUCGCUGAAGUGAACACCCAAGAGUACUUGGUUAAAAAAGAGCUGGAAGUAAUUAAGCAGCUCUAUCGAGCAGAGUUAGCACAAAUAGACAGCAUGUCACUGGAAAUGAUCUUCCCUGGAAUAGAGAUUAUCGCAAUUUCGUUCACAAGUAAAUUAGAGUGUAACACUCAAAGCCAGAGACGGGCACAUUUUGAGCCUUUCUCCCGCCAAGUAACUUAUUUUUACGAAAAAGAGGAGCCACUUGAUGGCAGUUCCCAGGGAGGCGAGGGCACCGGAGACAGCCUUCGCUGCUCAGAGUGGCAGUCUGAUGCAGAGGCGGACGUGACAGGGAACUGCAAACUGCAGCUUAUUGAGAUUCUAAUUGGCGCGGAGUAUUCUGGCUUGGCAACUUUCUGGGGCCUUGAAGAGCUGAGUGAGAUGGGGACAGAUGUCGUGGACCAUCUCAGUCGGGCUGUGGCCACUGUGCUGUGUGAUCCUGAGCUGAGGGCAGAUCUGUACCUGCUGCUGUUCUGGACUUGA